Messenger RNA from Bipolaris sorokiniana ND90Pr, 1497 nucleotides. RefSeq lists its product as uncharacterized. Gene Ontology annotation, cellular component: membrane. Gene Ontology annotation, molecular function: transmembrane transporter activity. The record is from RefSeq and is a predicted model, not a curated record. The coding region runs from base 1 to 1497 and encodes 498 amino acids. Lineage: Eukaryota; Fungi; Ascomycota; Dothideomycetes; Pleosporales; Pleosporaceae. Gene Ontology annotation, biological process: transmembrane transport. The transcript is spliced from 4 exons.
AUGGAAAGGAUUCCAACGCCUUCAUGGCUACGUCCCGAAAACGAUGCUUCAAGGUCCAAGUCGCUAGGAUGGGCCGUUACGGGUAUGGCCUGUCUGGCCAUGUACAUCGACACCUUCCAGGCGACUAUGGUCAACUUUGGGCUCACAGCGAUCAUGAAGUCACUUAAUAUGACGCCAUUCGAUGUCAACUGGGUCUCUAUUGCGUACAGUCUGGCUUUCGCUACCAUCCUACCAAUAUCCGGAUCGAUCAUUGAUAGAUAUGGGCUCCGAUUUGGAUUUUUACUUGGUACAGGAUUUUUGACCUGGUCGAGCGCUCUUUGUGCAGCAACGCCGAACAAAUAUGGACUCAUUGUGGGGAGAGCGUUCUGCGGUAUGGGCGCGGCGAUGAGCACUGCCACUGGACCUCCUAUAGUCACACAUUUGUUCUCUGACGAGAAGAAGCGCACAAAAGGGCUUUCACUCCUCAUUAUGUGCGGUCCCCUUGGAAUGGUUACGGGCAUGAUUCUUGGUGCAUUGCUUGUUGAAUCUUCAAUCGGAUGGCGGGCGCUCUUCUGGCUAGUCCUUGCUAUGAAUGGGUUCCUAUGUAUCGCUGGUUACUUCUUGAUUCCGAUCUUCCCUAAGCCUCCACACGAUCCAACAAAGAAAUUCGACAAAAUGGGUCUUGGCAUGAUCAUUACGGGUCUUCCCAUGCUCAUCUAUGGUAUCGAUGAUGGCGGUAAUCGCGGCUGGACAAGCCCUGAGAUUCUUGUGACAAUUAUUCUGGGAGGCCUACUGGUCAUUGGUUUCCCUAUUUACGAACGUCGACUGGAGAACCCUGUUCUUCCAAAACCAUUCCUCUUCGAUCGCAACAUGGUACUCAUGCUCCUAAACUUUCUUGUUUUUGGAGGUGGGUUUGCUGCUUGGCUUUUGCUCAUCACCCAGGUCUUCCUUAACUGUCUCCACCUAUCUGCAUUUCGCUCAGCACUCUAUCUCUUGCCAGCUGCGGUUGGCUCAGUUGUCUCUGGAGGCCUUGGAAAUUUUCUCAGCCAGUGCACCUCAGUCCGAGUUCAGAUCGGCGGUGCAUACUUAUGGACGGCUGGCUUCCUGAUCCCAUGGGGGCUAAUGGAUGUAGAAGCCCAUCGCGCUUACAUCAUCGUUUUCGCACUUCUUUACCUCUUCGGUAAUGCACCUGCCGUUGUGCGUGCGCAGGCAACCACUCUUUGCACGAUACCAGAAGCGCAGCACGGACAGGCUACAGCUAUGCUAAUGGUCGCGUACCAGACUGGUAGCGCGAUACUACUCGCACUGUGUAACGCUGUCGCAAAGAGUUUCACCAAAGACCCCAAUUUAGAAAGUUCAUUGAUGAAUGGCUAUCAAUCUAGCUUUUGGCUGCUUCUAGGCAUUACAGGAACAGCUGGUCUCGCCUUCGUAGUUUUGUACCAAUCUGUUGGAAACACGGAUGCUGGUUCAGAGACUAAAAGUGGAACUGAACGAAGUGAGAUUAUUGAAAAAGCCUAA